Messenger RNA from Aspergillus brunneoviolaceus CBS 621.78, 1296 nucleotides. Its product is annotated as F-box protein. The record is from RefSeq and is a predicted model, not a curated record. Gene Ontology annotation, molecular function: protein binding. Lineage: Eukaryota; Fungi; Ascomycota; Eurotiomycetes; Eurotiales; Aspergillaceae. The transcript is spliced from 3 exons. The coding region runs from base 1 to 1296 and encodes 431 amino acids.
AUGAGCCAUUUCCUUGAACACCUGCGCCAAGUUGUGCGGCAAGCCAGACGGCAUCCGUCGUCUCAGCGGCCCAGAAAAUCUCCCAUAAUCUCAAAGCCUGCGAGAAACACUCGCACUGCCUGGGAGAAGCUUCCCGUGGAUGUUCUAGUGAAGAUCCUGGUACAAUGCGAAUUGGAAGAGAUCCAUUCUUUCUCGGCUACAUGCCGCCUCCUACACCAGCGGGUCUAUCACAAUGAGGCUGCUAUCGCCAAAGCUUAUCUCCAGCAUCGGCGGCGAGAGGAUCCAUACCACCUUCAAAAGUGCCAGGAACCCAACGUUGCCAUCGGCGACGACCUCACCUUCGUAUCUGAUCUCUUCCCGCCCCCGCCUCCCCACUACACCCCGAGCGGCACGCUGGAAGAAUCGCCCGACUACUCGUUCGGCUACCUGACCGAUCUCACGCGGUGCUGGCGGACCUGCGUGCGGCUGUCCUUCUACCUGGCCGAAUACCUGGUGCAACAUUACCUUGAGACCGAUCCCACGGCGCGGGAGCUAUGGGCCUCCUCCAAGACGGAGAAGGAGUUCGUCUACAGCAAGGGCGUCGGCGCACUGCAAGCCCGCCUGCUCCCAUCCAUAACCUACCUCGUCUACUUCCUGGAAUCCUGCGCCGACACCACCAGCCCGACCCACUCCCUGGACUGCCAGGAACGCAUCCUCCAGGAACCCCCCUUCACCGACCCCGACGUCCUGCUCGCCACCCACCACACCAUGCACACCCUCAUCCACACCGUGCGCCACCUCAUGGCCCCGGACAUCCCCUACACCUCCUCCCAGACAUGGGUCAGCCUCCUGCUCACCACCUCCACCCUCGAACGCAUCGUCGAUCUCUUCGUCGCCGUUGCGGCCGACGAUUCCACCCCACAGCAGCCAGGCCCCCGAAAGAAAACGGAGAAGCAGGACCACCAGCGCCAGCACCAUCACAGCCACAACCCUAACAACAACCACAACGACCAUCCACCUACCCAAACACAAUCACACCCCCACCACUCCGAAACCCACACCCACUGGUCCCACCGCAUGGACUUCCUAUGGCACAUGCACCGCGACUACGGGGACUACCUAGCGGCGCUGGUGGGCGACGACCAAAUCGACCCCCCCGACACCGGCCAUUCGGGCAUGGUGCCCCGGCUGCAGGAGAUCUGGUUCGCCGCGGCGGAGCGGGCAAUCCGUGAACGGGGGCUGGCGGCGCAUGCGCCCGAGGUGGUAAGGGUACUGCAUGGUGGGGGGCCGCGGUUAGGGUGUGCAGUUUGUUUGUAG